AUGGCCCAAUCCAUUAUGUUCUGGAACCCCGCCGUCGAUGAUACCACUCUGCGUCAAGUUACCGCGAAAGAUGCCCGUAUCGAGGAGAAACUCCCUAUCUACCUCGCUGUCUAUCGUUUCAAUGGCGCCCUUCACUGGUCUAUCGUAUGGCACGCCUAUGCGCCUGAAACGACCGCGCUAUCAGCCUCUACUGAACACAUCGGCUUCAAGAUUAUGGAAGUACGCAAUCCAUCAACCAAUCCGAGGGAAUUCAAAUACAGGUUCUCUUUCAAGCCACGCGAUAGUCACACAGCAAAGCAAUGGAAGCUGAGGGUACUUGCAUCUUUGACCGGUGCAGAGCGCGAAUCGCUUGCAGAGGUGGGUAAACGGUGGUCGCCGAAGGUUGCUAUUGGCGGCAAUUGCAUCACUUGUGUCUGUGACCUGGUCAAAUUCUUGACCGAACCCAUCGGCGACAGACCAGGACCAUUCCCCAGCACCGCUCUUAAAGUGAUGGAUGAAGCCCGGGACGAGGAUAUGUCGGAAGGAAGGGAGUAUAGAGACACUCACCUGAUUGCCACCACAGGUAACUCAGGCAUGGAUUUCCAAUACUAG
Messenger RNA from Stereum hirsutum FP-91666 SS1, 591 nucleotides. RefSeq lists its product as uncharacterized. The coding region runs from base 1 to 591 and encodes 196 amino acids. The transcript has 2 exons. NCBI's taxonomy places the organism in Eukaryota, Fungi, Basidiomycota, Agaricomycetes, Russulales, Stereaceae. The record is from RefSeq and is a predicted model, not a curated record.